Recurvomyces mirabilis is the source of this 702-nucleotide messenger RNA. RefSeq lists its product as uncharacterized. The record is from RefSeq and is a predicted model, not a curated record. NCBI's taxonomy places the organism in Eukaryota, Fungi, Ascomycota, Dothideomycetes, Mycosphaerellales, Teratosphaeriaceae. The coding region runs from base 1 to 702 and encodes 233 amino acids. The transcript has 3 exons. Gene Ontology annotation, biological process: siderophore biosynthetic process. Gene Ontology annotation, molecular function: 2,3-dihydro-2,3-dihydroxybenzoate dehydrogenase activity.
AUGUCCGCCAAACCCAUCGCCUUCAUCAUCGGCGCCGGCAAGAACAUCGGCGCUGCUACUGCCUCCCACUUCUCACAGAAGGGCUACCGUGUCGCUCAAGCGGCUCGUUCGGUGAACACUGAGGACAGCAAGGAUGACAGUCUCCUCCUCAAAAUUGACUUGAGCAAGCCCGACACCGUCAGGACGGCUUUCGAAAACAUCCGUAAGACCUGGGGUGAACCUAGCGUGGUCAUCUAUAAUGCUGCUUCCGCCAUCUUCGUCGACGCCACCAACCCCUUCACCGUUCCCGUGGAGGAUUUCGAACGUGAGAACACGAUAAAUGUCACCUCGGUUUAUGUCGCAGUCCAAGAAGCCGUCGCUUCAUUCGAUGAGCUCCCCGCCUCGACGAAGAAGGCUUUCUUAUACACCGGCAACGCUUUGAAUACUAUCUGCUGGCCCAAGAUGUGGUCCGCUGGCCUGGGUAAAGCCGCGACAGCACAUCUGAUGGAAACGGGCAGUCUUUCGUACAAGGAGAAGGGAUAUGGGUUCUACUAUGUUGACGAGCGCAAGGCGGAUGGGUCGCCAAAGGUUAAUCCGUAUGUCUCUGGGCCAGCACAUGCAGAGUUCUUUGCUGGGUUGGUGGAUGGUAGUCUCAAGGCGCCGUGGCAUGCAACGUUCGUCGAGGGCAAGGGAUAUCAGGCUUUUGCUGGAGCGAGGGAGUGA